AUGUCUAAACUCCUCCUUUGUUUUCUUUUCUUUCUCUCGUCCUCUCAGCUUCUUUCCUCCUCUUUCUCUUUCUCUAAUUCCACCAAACUAUGCCCGUAUCAGCAGGCUCUUGCUCUGCUCCACCUUAAGCAAUCCUUUUCUAUUGAUAAUUCCAGUUCUUGGGAUUGUGAUUCCAAUGGCAUCACUUCUUAUCCUAAAACAGAGUCUUGGAAGAAGGGUAGUGAUUGUUGCUCAUGGGAUGGGGUCACAUGUGAUUGGGUGACAGGCCAUAUAAUUGGGUUAGACCUCAGUUGCAGUUGGCUCUUUGGCAUCAUCCAUUCCAAUAGUACCCUCUUCCUUUUUCCUCACCUGCGAAGGCUCAACCUUGCUUCCAAUGACUUCAAUUACUCUUCUGUUUCAGCUGGGUUUGGUCGGUUCUCAAGCUUGACGCAUCUUAAUCCCUCUUACUCUAGAUUUUCAGGCCUAAUUUCACCAGAAAUCUCUCACCUCUCCAACUUGGUUUCACUUGAUCUGUCUGGGAAUAUUAACAAAGAAUUUGCCCCGCAUGGCUUCGAUUCUCUAGUUCAAAAUUUAACCAAAUUGCAGAAGCUUCACCUUGGAGGUAUUUCCAUCUCUUCAGUUUUUCCUAAUUCCUUGCUAAAUCGGUCUUCUUUGAUAUCAUUAGUCUCUUUGACUGUGGAUUGCAUGGGAGAUUCCCUGACCAUGACAUUCACCUUCCGAAACUCGAGGUUCUCUACUUAUGGGAAAAUGAUGAUCUCAGUGGAAACUUCCCACGAUUCAGUGAGAACAAUUCCCUCAUGGAGUUAGAUUUAUCAUCCACAAAUUUGAAUUGAGAGAUUUCAGC
This is a messenger RNA of Vitis riparia (riverbank grape), 844 nucleotides long. Its product is annotated as receptor-like protein 9DC1. Bases 1 to 807 code for a protein of 268 amino acids. The transcript has a single exon. Lineage: Eukaryota; Viridiplantae; Streptophyta; Magnoliopsida; Vitales; Vitaceae. The record is from RefSeq and is a predicted model, not a curated record.